Molecule: messenger RNA, 1001 nt
Organism: Drosophila bipectinata
Lineage: Eukaryota; Metazoa; Arthropoda; Insecta; Diptera; Drosophilidae
Product: chymotrypsin-2-like
Biological process (GO): proteolysis
Molecular function (GO): serine-type endopeptidase activity
Source: RefSeq, a predicted model, not a curated record
GCUCAUCCUCGCGGGCACGUCGUCGUAAUAAACGACUCUCCCAUAGCGUUUUCAACGAGAAAUCCCUUUACCUGGCCAGAGUUAUGGUUUCCAUCAGAACAAGGACUGCCCGGACAUACUACGGGGAUAACCAUUUCUGCGGUGGCGCCAUUAUAGCCCCAAAUUUCGUUCUGACCUCAGCUCACUGUAUUGUAACGAAACGUCGACUCUUCCUGCCCACUAGAAUGCUGCUAGUUGUGGCCGGAACACCGAACAGGCUUAAAUAUAUCGAAAGAAGAUCCUUUCAUACCCCGGUGGUUCAAAUAAUAGCGCCAGAUAACUUCACAAUCUUCAACACCAAUGACAUUGUAUUGCUGCAGACAAAAUUGCUGUUUCCCAGAGACAAUUUUUAUAUUGAAAUUAUUGAUUUGCCCUCACAACCUGCUAAAGUAGGAUUCUACUACGAUCUAGGUGGGUGGGGACGCUUAUAUCGGGGCGGCCCCCUUAGCUCAAACAUUGGUCACAUUAGUGUGCCAGUGAUACCCCCUGAACUGUGUCAGGAGUUGCUCCAUGUCACCAAAAGGGAUAUGCUCUGCACCUUUGAUCACAAAGCGGACUCCGCCAAGUCGGCCUGCAUUGGAGAUCUCGGGAAUCCGCUGGUGCUGAACCGUACGAUAUAUGGCGUCGUGAGCAGCACUUUGGGAUGCAGCAGCCCCCACCUGCCUUCCAUUUUCACGGAUGUUUAUAAGAACGUGGAUUGGAUCAUGCGUAAUAUGUUACAUGGUAGUCGAAACGGGGCGGAUACCUAUAUAUCUGAAUCUAAAACCCUACUCUUGCUACAAAUUUUCACUCAUUAUUUCUGUAAAUUGUAUAGUAACUUUCAAUAAAUAAAAUUAGGGAGGAUCUGUGUGUCUUGAGACUUAACUGUCAGUAGUUUAUAAACAUUUUAAAUGGCUUUGUUAUUAAACAAGUUUUUAUUGCAUAAAUUGUGUAGUUUCCUUUUGUUUUUCUUACUCUUCAAA